GUAAUGCCGAGUUCUAUGGUGAUUUCUGUAAACAACGAAAGCAGUUUGGACUAUCUCCAACUUGCUUUACGCGCUGCCUAGAAAAGAGUUUUUAAAUCCCAGCGAGAAAAUACAUACAACUGAUACAAGUACAGUACUUCUAUACAUCCUGUUAUUUCGCAUCGCCAGCAGUUUUGCCAUCAUUAGCUGAAUUCCGUGCUGAAUCGCUUGUUUCACCAUUAAAUACGUAAACCUUGCCACUUGUCUCGUGGACCUUCAUUUUCUCUGAUACUGUACUCAUACUCCCGACUAUUCAACAAAAUCAUGGCCAGCUGCGGAACUGCACCAAAUCCUGACUGUCGAUCAUUUGCAGCGGGGGAUCUUGUCCUGUCGUGUGAUCCCUUUGUGUGGGCCCUGGAGAGCAGCGCCUACAAAACACGCUGUGCUUACUGUCUGCAAGACAGCCAAGAACUACGCCUCUGUUCAGGAUGUAAACUCCACCGCUACUGCAGCUUCGCUUGCCAGGCUGCCGACUGGAAACUGGAGCACAAACUGGAAUGCGGUAUGCUGAAAGAUCUGAGAACGGAAUUGGAUAUGGAGACGGCACCAGCGCCAGUAGUAAACCACAACUAUCCUAUUCCUGUGGUGUUGGUUCCCAAGAUGAUCAACAAAAUUAGUUGCAGCACGAUGGUCGAUGUCCCCGGCAAAGGACGCCACUCAGCGCAGGAAUUCGUGGAAAAGAUCCUGCCUCAAGAUCCGUUGCGACUGGAAAAGGAACGCCAGUUUCAGCCGAUGAGCUCACCUGCUCUGAAACCGGAAGUUGGGCCGGCCGAAAUGGAUACCCUGCCGUAUGAGAAAGCUGUCGUUGAUAACGCACGGCCCAUGUUCCACACGAUCUCUAGCAAUGCGCCGAUUGGGUUCGCGGUGUACCCGGUGACACCGCGGCAUCACAUGACCCCGGUGUGUUGGGACGUCAAUGUGGUCAUCAAUUUCCGCGGACGACGCAUGUUCAUUCAUGCCACGGAAGACAUUCCGGUGUAUACCGGGCUGAAAGAUUUGCGCUUCAGUGGCAUCCGACAACAGUAUUUCCUGACCCGAGAUCGACGCCGUGCCUUUUUUGAGAAGAUGCACGGAUUCCCCUGCACCUGCCGCAAAUGCACGGAAGAAUAUGAUGCUGAAAUCAAUCCGCUAAAGUGUGUGACUGCCGGCUGCAGCAAUCGGAUCCCCAGCGAUGAGCGUGCACUUGACCCGUGUACGGCAUGCGGCGCCGUCAACGGUAAACGCCUGAAGGAAUUCCGUCGUUUCGUGCAGCGACACCAGGCCAUGCCGCCCAACUCCCCCACGGAUCCGCGCACCUUGGCGCUGUGCCAGCAGCUGGACGCGGCCGGUAUUCUGCAACCGGAUGCGCACUUUCGUUUGGUCUGCGGUUGGGAAUUGCCACGCAAAUAUUUUAAUGAGGACCGCUUUGAAGAGGGUUGGAAGAUGAUGCAGGAGAUGAUUCAGUGUGUGCUCGCCAUUUAUCCCCAGUACGAAGAGUACCGCGCCGUCUUGCUGACCUUGGCCGCAACAUCUGCCACUUUCGCUCUCGAGAAGCAUGUGUUGGAUGGGAUUGAGAAGCUGUCAGUGUCGGAGAAGAAACGACGGGCAACACUGUCGACCGCAGGAUUUGGUGUUAUCUGCGACUACUGUCUGAAGGCCAUAAACAUUAUGAUUGUGAUUUAUGGAGAAGCAUCUCACGAGGUCAAGACCGCCGUCGACCUGUGUGAACACAUCAUGAAUUACGCCCCGAUUGUCACAGAUAAGCUAGCCAGUUAAAAAUAGUCCGCGGAAGUCGUGCAGUGUUAUUUCACUUAUAACAGCUGCCGACAAUGGACUGGGUAUGCGCUUUCACAAAUUUUUUUUUACUCUAGACUUUUCUUUGCUUUUUUCUGGGUUUUUCUAUUCAGAGUGCUCAUGCACCACUUAUAAUAAGUGUCAUUUGUGAAGUAUGUUUUAUUCGUGCCAUUUCGGCUGUGCAUGUGGUUGUGGAGAACUUAGUUAAUUCGUCUUUUAAUCUGUUUUUGCUGUGUUAUUUCCGAAUUUCACA
Molecule: messenger RNA, 2065 nt
Organism: Paramacrobiotus metropolitanus
Lineage: Eukaryota; Metazoa; Tardigrada; Eutardigrada; Parachela; Macrobiotidae
Exons: 7
Coding region: 304-1794 (496 amino acids)
Cellular component (GO): nucleus
Source: RefSeq, a predicted model, not a curated record